UACUCGUUUGAUUCUAAUACAUUUUUUUUGUUUUUCUAAUUAAUUUUCUUUUUCUAUGUUUGAGAUUGAGGCAUAAUAAUUGUUAUCGUUACGAUAUUGUUGAAUCUCCUCUCAAUUAUUCUGUAAUUUUUUCACCUUCAUUUCUUUGCAUUUAGGUUUGUUGUAACCUCAUUCUCUCUGUUUGAAAUUGAAGCGUAAUAAUUAUUGACAUUACGUCGUUGUCAAAUCGAUCUCUCCCCAUUAUUGGUGUAGUUUCUUCACCUUCAUUUAUUUGCAUUUAGGUUUGUUUUUAAUUUCUUUCUGAGAUUGAGGGCGUAAUAAUUAUUUUCGUUACGUCGUUGUUGAAUCUCUUUCCAUUAUUGUGUAAUUUCCUCACCUUCAUUUCUAUGCAUUUAGGUUUGUUUUAAUCUCCUUCUUUCCUUUUUAAGAUUGAGGCGUAAUAAUUGUUGUCAUUACGUCUUCGUUGUUGAAAUCUCUCCCAAUUAUUUGUAGUUUCUUCACCUUCAUUUAUUUCCAUUCAAGAGUUCAUUCUAAUUUCGUUCUCUCUUUUUGAGAUUAAAGACGUAACAACUAUUAUCAUUGCAUCGUUGCUGAAUCUCUCCAUAAUUUCCUCACUUUUCAUUUAAAUCUAUUCAAAUCUCCUUCAUUCUAUUUCAGAUCGAGACGUAAUAAUUGUUAUCCUUACGUAAUCUCUCUCUAAUUACUUUUCAUUUUUCUUUUCUAUCCCCAAAUAAAAAAUGGGGAAUUGUUGCUCUAGUGGAGAAGAACAACAACCAAAUGAAACAACCAACAACAACAACAACAAUGAAAUCAACAACCCUAAAAAUGUAGAAAACAAUUCAUGUACACAACAUAACAAUCUUGAUCAAAGUUCAACAACACCAACAAAAACAUCUCCAAGUCCAUCAUCAAAACCCUCAAAACAAUCACCAAUAGGACUAGUAUUAGGUAGACCAAUGGAAGAUGUUAGAUCAACAUAUACUAUAGGUAAAGAACUAGGUAGAGGACAAUUUGGUGUAACACAUUUAUGUACACAAAAACAAACAAAUGAACAAUAUGCAUGCAAAACAAUAGCAAAGAGAAAACUAGUUAGCAAAGAAGAUAUUGAAGAUGUUAGAAGAGAAGUACAAAUAAUGCAUCAUUUAACAGGUCAAGAAAACAUUGUACAACUUAAAGGAGCUUAUGAAGACAAACAUAGUGUACAUUUGGUCAUGGAAUUAUGUGCUGGUGGUGAACUUUUCGAUAGAAUUAUCGCGAAAGGACAUUAUACAGAACGCGCUGCAGCUUCGUUGUUAAGAACAAUUGUUCAAAUUGUUGAUACUUGUCAUUCUAUGGGAGUUAUACAUAGAGAUCUGAAGCCUGAAAAUUUUUUACUACUUAGUAAAGAUGAGAAUGCACCUCUUAAGGCUACCGAUUUUGGUCUUUCCGUCUUUUAUAAGCAAGGAGAUGUAUUUAAGGAUAUUGUAGGUAGUGCAUAUUAUAUUGCACCUGAAGUAUUGAAAAGAAGAUAUGGACCAGAAGUUGAUAUAUGGAGUAUUGGUGUUAUGUUAUAUAUUCUUCUUUGUGGAGUUCCUCCUUUUUGGGCAGAAAAUGAAAAUGGAAUUUUCAAUGCAAUAUUACAUGGACAUAUUGAUUUUUCUAGUGAUCCAUGGCCUUCAAUUUCAAGUGGAGCAAAAGACCUAGUCAGAAAGAUGUUAACUGUUGACCCUAGGCAGAGGUUAACAGCUAUGCAAGUCCUAAAUCAUUCAUGGAUCAAAGAAGAUGGAGAAGCACCAGACACACCUCUUGAUAAUGCUGUAUUACAUAGACUCAAACAAUUUAGAGCUAUGAACAAAUUCAAGAAAGUUGCUCUUCGGGUUAUUGCAGGAUGUUUAUCAGAAGAAGAAAUUAUGGGAUUGAAGCAAAUGUUUAAAAAUAUGGAUACUGAUAAUAGUGGAACAAUAACACUUGAGGAAUUAAAACAAGGAUUAGCCAAACAAGGGACUAAAUUAUCUGAUUAUGAGAUUAAACAACUAAUGGAAGCAGCUGAUGCUGAUGGAAAUGGAACAAUAGACUAUGAAGAGUUCAUCACAGCAACAGUGCACAUGAACAAAAUGGAUAGAGAAGAACAUCUUUACACUGCAUUCCAAUAUUUUGAUAAGGAUCAUAGUGGAUAUAUAUCAAGAGAAGAGUUAGAGCAAGCUCUUAGAGAAUUUGGUAUGGAUGAUGAAAAUGAUCUGAGGGAAAUCAUUAAGGAAGUUGACACUGAUCAUGAUGGUCGAAUUAAUUAUGAUGAAUUUGUAGCUAUGAUGAAGAAAGGAAAUCCAGAGGCAGCAACAAUGAAUCCAAGAAAAAGAAGGGAUUCAUUUGUAGCAUAAAGUAAUUAAUUUCAUCAUCAAUGAAAAAAAUGUAUGAAAAAUACAAUUUGGUUUUAAGGGUGGUUUGAUUUGGACACGACUUUUAUUUCAUCAGGUACAGAAAGAUCAAUAGUAUUUUCAUUUAUUUUUAACGUGAUUUAAAUCCACAACUUAUCAAUUGAUAAUGUAAAUGCUCAACUACUAAAGCAAACCUUGUUUUCCCCUGCUCGA
Molecule: messenger RNA, 2567 nt
Organism: Solanum pennellii
Lineage: Eukaryota; Viridiplantae; Streptophyta; Magnoliopsida; Solanales; Solanaceae
Product: calcium-dependent protein kinase 34-like
Exons: 8
Coding region: 738-2357 (539 amino acids)
Biological process (GO): intracellular signal transduction; peptidyl-serine phosphorylation; protein autophosphorylation
Cellular component (GO): nucleus; cytoplasm
Molecular function (GO): calmodulin binding; calcium ion binding; calcium/calmodulin-dependent protein kinase activity
Source: RefSeq, a predicted model, not a curated record